UUUGUUUUCACUUGCGAGACAGUUCGAAAUUAUGGUUGGCAGACGUGCUAAGAGCCAAAGACUGAUCUUUUACUUUUUAGAGAGAGAGAAUAUAUGGGGAAGGAGAGAGACGACUUGGCCUUAACGAAAAGAAAUUCUUUGACCCAGUUUCCUUUCAGGUUCCUUCUUUCAACACCUUUAUCUCCUUUCUUGAAAUUCUGCACACCCACACACACAUACUUCGUAUAUAUUAGAUUAGAUGUACAAACAUAUACUCCGUAAUUGUUUAGUUAAGGUAUGGUGAAAGCUUUGAUCUUUUGUACGGAAUACUUACCAGCCCUCUGAUUCUCCGAAAGAUUUUGACUGUUUGUGUGGUGCAAAAGCGUGAGUGGAAUUGGAGUGAAAUGGGUGAUGAAAUAAAUGCUAAAGUUCGAAUUGUGAGAUGCCCCAAAUGCUUACAGGUUCUUCAUGAGCCUUCUGAUAUUCCCGUCUACAAAUGUGGAGGGUGUAGCACAGUUCUUCAAGCAAAGAAAAGAAAAAAUCAUAAUACAGAUCUUGAGCCCUGCACUGGUGAAACAACUCCUGUAAAAAAUGAACAACCUCAGAAUUCAGUGGAAAAAGAACUCAACGGACCCCAACAAGAUGCUACUAUCUCCCCCCAUGGAGACACUUUGAAGGGUAACAUCAUCAAAACAAAUGAAGACGGAUUCAGGAACCACAGCAGGGAACAGCAUGGAGAUGAAAAUUCUGGCUGUGAUGAGUCACCAAGCAUUAGAGAACCGUUUGAGCAGAGUCGAGAUGAAUCCCAUUUGAGUCCAUCUUUGGCUUCCUCCAGCAAGUUUACAGGAGAAACAGAACUUAAGCUGAAGAGUCAUGAAACUUCAUUCCCGUUUUGCCCCCCAGCAGGGGGUGAGGGUGUGGGAGAUGAUAUUGGAGCUUGUCAGCUCGAGAGCCCCGAAUCGCAAGUGUGUACAGAAGCAGCAAAUCAAAGCCCCAUAAAUGAUAGCAUUUCCUCAGAGAAUGCCACACCUAGUCAUCAUCGAAUAAAUCCCGGUAAGGAAAUUUCCCCGGGUUUUGACAGAAGCUAUUACGCUUAUUAUGGUAGCGCAUCAUCUUGUGAUGGUGAUGAUGAAACAAACACUGUGGAGAGAUAUUCACAACACUAUGGACAGAGAUUAGUCAAUAGGAGGCGGUUGGGUGAUAAGGAUGAUGAAUAUGUCGAUAAAGUUCCACUUCUUACUAAUUGCCAUGGAAGCCCUUCGACUUAUAAGAAAUCAGACUCUAUUCCAUCUAGCAGCAUUGUCACUGGUCCAGAUUGUGACAGGAUAGAACUCUUAAAGACAAUCCAUGAACUUGAAGACCAGAUCCACAAAAUGCGUCUCCAAACGAGGGAGGAUGAAACUGGCAAUAUGGAGAGAUAUUUGCAAGAAAAUGGACGGAGAGUAGCGCAUGCCACAGGAAGCAGGAGGUGGUUGGAUGAUAAGGAUGAGUAUUUCAAAAAAGAUCCGUUUUUUAUGAAUUCAAUGAAUUGCCACGGAAGCCCUUCAACUCGCAGAAUAACAGAUUUUAACCCAUCCAGCAGCAUGGUCACAGAUGUAGAACCUGACAGGAUAGAACUCUUGAACAAGAUGAUCUAUGAACUUGAAGAACAAAUCCAUAAGAUUCAUCUCCGGCAUGGAAACCCUAACGAUAUGUUUCAUUCAACACCAGCUCAAAUGUCAAAAGUACCCUUUUCUGGAGAGGUUUUACAUUGUCUCCCAUGUUCGCAUUGCUGCCCGCCGUCUCCAGUCUGGCAUUGGUCAGGGCAGCUGCCCCGAGGUUGCAUUUCUGGUGAUACCCUUUGUUCGCCUAGUCCCCGACGUUCCUCUGUGAAUGACCAUAAGAAACUCCACUUGAGGGAGAUGUAUGCUAAGAGGUGUCAUUUCCUUCCCGUAGCUGGUGGGGCUCCCAUCAUCACAUGCUAUUACUGCUCAAAGUUGUUACGGAUUCCAGCAGAUUUUGGUCUCUUUAGAAGAAGGUUCCAUCGACUGAGGUGCAAUGUGUGUAAGAAUGUUUUGAAAUUUUCGGUUCAGGACGGGAAACAUGUGAUUCCUUACUUUGCUGAGGUUGCAGCACCUCCACCCAGUGAGGAUGAUGACUCCAGCACCACAAUUGAUGAGACCUUUGAAUCUGCAAGGCGGUCAUUCAAAAAAUCCUUGGGGAGAAAGUCGUCUUCAGGAAGUGAUGAAGAAGGGGAGCUGGAUAGAACGAGCUCCCCGCUUCAUCGGCUCAUGGGAUACUCCUCCGUGAGCCAAGUGGUGAAUCGCUAAGAUAUAUUCUGGUCUCUCAAGUGUUCUGUUUGGCUGGAAGGUUUUGGAUGGAUGAUUAGUAUAUAUCUUAUAUAUAUAAAGACUUUAAAAAUGAAUAAAAAGUACAGAACGAUUCAGUUUUUUUAAAUAAAACCACACACCCAUAAUUAUAUAUCAAGAUAUAUCCCCCUCAAGGAGUUUGAGUCUGAAGGCAGGGUUUAAGCCAGUUUAUAUUAUGUAAUUCUUUCCAUUAUUUUUAUAAAAUCUCAAAUGUAUGUCAAGAUGUAAACUAAUUCUUCCAUAAUAAUUUCGGCCAUCCAAACAGGCAGAAGGUAACCGAAAGGCCAACAUAUAGUGGAAGUUUUAUUUGGGAUCUUGAUGAAGUUUCCUGAUUACAUUUUGAAUUUAUUCAGAAAUCUUCAAUGUUCUGUACAGAUUCCAAAGGACAUGCUGCAAGUUUUGUAAAGUAUAAGUUAAAAGACGUCUUUUGUUUUCCCACAAACCUUGAAAGUUUGAAUUUCUAAUCAAGAUAUGUCUGAAUGUUUGAUGACUU
Cuscuta europaea is the source of this 2820-nucleotide messenger RNA. NCBI's taxonomy places the organism in Eukaryota, Viridiplantae, Streptophyta, Magnoliopsida, Solanales, Convolvulaceae. The record is from the annotation of a GenBank genome assembly.